Molecule: messenger RNA, 213 nt
Organism: Botrytis porri
Lineage: Eukaryota; Fungi; Ascomycota; Leotiomycetes; Helotiales; Sclerotiniaceae
Exons: 1
Coding region: 1-213 (70 amino acids)
Source: RefSeq, a predicted model, not a curated record
AUGAGCGAGGAGUUUGGAGGUGGCGGGAAGUUGGGAGAGGAUGUUGAGAGCGGGGGUGAGACGGAUGAGGGAAUUGGAGGAGGAGGAGAAGAUGUGCAGAGUGGAGGUGGUCAGGAGGAGGAUGGGGGUGUGGGGGUGGAGAGUUUGGUAGAGAGUUGUGUAUUUGGAGAUGUGUUUUGGGGAGGCGUUGAGCCAGGAGGUGAGGAGGAUUAG